UCUUUGUGUAGAGUUGUCACUAGUUGAAAUAAAUGUAAAUGGCUACCGCAUGUUGCAGUAAUUUUAUUGUCGUAAAAUAAAGAACUUUUACAUGGUGUCGGAAGUGGAAUUAAUUUUCCAAGUCGUCGGAAUUCGAAGUUAUCGUUUCCGUUAAAGCGUGUCGUCGUCGAAGAUAGUGAACAAGAUCUGUUUCGACGGAGUAAAAGUGAAAAAAAAACAAACUCAGAGAAACGCAACAAUAUGGCGUCAAUGGAACUGCGUUUGCCCAAUCCAUUGGACUGUUCCAAUUUGGCGGCCGAGUGGCCGAAGUGGAAGCAAACGUUUUUGAUCUACAUGAUCGCGAACAAAAAGGAUGGUGACCCGGAACAAAGCAAAAUUGCCACAUUCCUGUGGUUGAUUGGACAGCGAGGAGUUGAAAUAUUCAACACGCUAUUUCCGAACGAUGGAACCCUAAACGGAAUGUUUGGUGCUGGUGGAGGACAAGUUGCUGCUGGAGCUGUGGCUGGUGCUGCUGUUGGUGGAGCUGUGGCUGGUGCUGCUGUUGGUGGAGCUGGUGGUGGCGUAGGUGGAGGAAUACCUGCAGGUGGUGGGCGAACAUUGAAUGACGUUAUCGACGCUUUUGAUGAUUAUUGUUACAUCCGAUCAAUUGACUGGCGUGACUCAGAAGUCUGAAUGACAGAGUUGUAGCGCGUGUGAGAUGGAUGAAAACUUUCCUCAUUCAGGAUUAUCCUGUUACCUUUAAACUUGAUACUGGAUCUGAUAUAAACUGUAUGCCGUUGAAUCUAAUUACAAAAUUAAAAAUUGGAAUUUCUAAAUUUAAGCAAUAUCGUGUAUUGGACUACAGCUCUAACGAAAUCAAAGUUCACGGUCAGGUGUCACUAAUUUGCAUAGACAAAGACAGUGAAGAAAGACAUUCUCUCACUUUUCUAGUUGUGGAUAAUGAUUUUGAGCCACUCCUGGGUUUGG
Molecule: messenger RNA, 966 nt
Organism: Armigeres subalbatus
Lineage: Eukaryota; Metazoa; Arthropoda; Insecta; Diptera; Culicidae
Exons: 2
Coding region: 241-672 (143 amino acids)
Source: RefSeq, a predicted model, not a curated record